AUGGGAGAAAAAUUGGCAUGGGUGCAACAAUUCAAGAUCCAACCUAGCCGCCGUCCCACAGCCUCCACACUGCUGCACUGUGCUGGAGUCACCCUGUACAACCAUAUAUUUCUUGUGCUGCCAGCAUCAGUGGCUCAGUGGGCAUGGAGGCCACCUGUGGACCUGCCAGACCUUGCCCCAUCUAUGCAGGAGCUGAUUGCUGGAGUGAUAGCGAACCUUCUGCUUUUUGACUUCCAGUACUUCAUCUGGCAUCUGCUCCACCACAGGAUCCGCUGGCUGUAUGUCACUUUCCAUGCAAUCCAUCAUAACUACUCCUCACCUUUUGCACUUGCGACUCAGUGUCUUGGCGGCUGGGAGCUGAUCACAGUCGGCUUCUGGACCACCCUGAAUCCUGUGAUUCUGAGAUGCCACCUCCUCACUACAUGGGCCUUCAUGGUAGUGCAUGUAUAUGUUUCUAUCGAGGAUCACUGUGGCUAUGAUUUCCCCUGGUCCACAUCACGCCUGAUACCAUUUGGCAUGUAUGGAGGGCCAAGCAAACAUGAUGUGCACCAUCAGAAACCAAACACCAAUUUUGCACCACAUUUUAGCCACUGGGAUAGAAUAUUUGGUACACAUGCUGAUUUCAGCUUUUGUACUGCUAUGAAGUAG
This is a messenger RNA of Xyrichtys novacula (pearly razorfish), 648 nucleotides long. The record is from the annotation of a GenBank genome assembly. Lineage: Eukaryota; Metazoa; Chordata; Actinopteri; Labriformes; Labridae.